Molecule: messenger RNA, 7005 nt
Organism: Paramuricea clavata
Lineage: Eukaryota; Metazoa; Cnidaria; Anthozoa; Malacalcyonacea; Plexauridae
Source: the annotation of a GenBank genome assembly
CAGGCUCUUAUCACAAUUGCAAAAUGGCGGUCUAAAAAGUUUUAUAUCAAAUUCUUCAGUAAAGCCGCAGUUUUUGCAAACUCACCAUGAUUUAAUAAAGUUGAGAGACUGUCUAUAUUUGGAAUAUGAAUCAGGUUAACUAUGUGGGAAGGAGAGAUAAAUAAUGGGCAAAUAUACAGCUCGCAAUAUGUAAAUCACGAACAAGACACAAACUUCAAUUUGUAUAUGGGGCCAAAUGGUAAUAAUUUGCAACAGUUUAAUACAGGUGACACUUUGAAUCAUUUUCUUGGACAAUUUGAAAACAACGCUUUAUUUGCGCCACAAAUUAUGCAACAUUCACGUUUUCAAAAAUGUCAAGAAUUCUACCGAGUGGGUCGUGCAGAAAUUAUCAAUACAAAUAUUGUCCCACAGAGUCAGUAUGGAGCUGUCGUGAGUCAUCAGGGGAAUAAUAUUGAAGUUGAUCAGGAAGCAAUGUUUAGGUCAACAGGAUUACCAUAUGGAAAUAUAGGGAUCACGAGCUAUGGCCAGAGUGACGUUUUCUGGUAAGGUGACAACAAAUAGAUUUGGUCAGGGAUUGCUGGUUUUCCUAUCAUAAAGGAAGAAGUUUUACUGCAUGGGUUAUUACCACGAUCUUUACAACAGUCAUCUGUACAACCAUCAGUAUCAUCACCAUCAUUAACACCACCACUAUUAUCACCAUGCCCACCACCAUGAUUACCAACAUCACCAUGACCACUACCAUCACCACCAUGAUUACCAACAUCGCCACCACCAUGACUACUAUCAUCACCAUGAUUACCAACAUCACCAUGAUGACUGUGAUCACCACCAUGAUUACCAACAUCACCAUGAUCACCACCAUGAUUACCAACAUCACCACCAUGAUUACCAACAUCACCAUGAUGACCAUGAUUACCAACAUCACCAUGAUCACCAACAUGAUUACCAACAUCACCACCAUGAUUACCAACAUCACCAUGAUGACCAUGAUCACCACCAUGAUUACCAACAUCACCAUGACCACUACCAUCACCAUGAUUACCAACAUUACCACCACUAUCAUCACCAUGAUCACCACCAUGAUUACCAACAUCACCAUGAUGACCAUGAUCACCAACAUCACCAUGAUCACCACCACCAUGACCACUAUCAUCACCAUGAUCACCAUCAUGAUUACCAACAUCACCACCAUGAUUACCAACAUCACCAUGAUCACCACCAUGAUUACCAGCAUCAGCAUGAUUGCCACCACCAUGACCAUUAUCAGCACCAUGAUCACCAAUGCCAUGACCACAGCUAGUCAUCGUCACCACCAUGAUAUCAUUGUUUGUUUAUAUAUUUUAGCAACUUUGACAAUAUUCAUGCAGUGAAAAGGAAGGCUGAAGAAGAUUAUAGGUACAAACAUUUUCCUAUCAUCACCAUGGAUAAAUUGAAUAAUUAGACCAGUCAGUCAGUGCUAAAAGUAAAACUGUUGUAAUCUUUCCAGUCCAUUGUACUGUGGAACAAAACGCAGGAUCACAGACGAGCACAUGGCAACAGGAAUGAACAGUCUUUACAUCACUAAUGAUCAUAAUUAUUGUGGCAGCGCUGCAAUGUUUAAUCCUAACGAUGACCUCAAUAUGCAGUUCAGCACAAUAUCAGAUGAUGACAUGCAGGAUAAUGAAGGAAAUAUUGAGGAUAAUGUUGAUCGGGAGAAAAGGUAUGGCUAGGAAAUAAAAGCCUUUUCUAGACUAAUAUUCAAAAAAAUUUGGAUUUGUCUGUAGGUUUCAUUUUUUGUUGUCUUUAAGGAAAGAGCGUCCUGUCUUUCACUUUACUGCACCUCUGGAACAAAUGUUGAAAAGGAAAAUUAACAUACUUCCACCUAAAAUCAUUCAAGAAAUGUAAGUGCUGUUACUAUAUAUGUAACCCAAUUCACAUUUUCAGAUAACUCACAUGGGGGGCCUAUUAUAGUUUCGCGGUUAUGCGGUUUUAGCCAUAUUUUGAGGUCGGAUUUCGGUUAUAUCCAGUUAUUUUGUACGGUUUGCGGUUAACUGGAAAUCGUGCGGAGACGGAAAAUGUCGAAAUUAGCCCUCCGGAUUCGGUUAUUGACCAAAAUAAAUCGCGGUUUUCGGAUAGUUUUUAACACGCGGUUAGGAAAUAUUUUACAAGCUCAUGGCAAUAAUUCAGUUCAUGGCAUUCACUCUUCCGAUCGCGCGCGUGUGCUGUUUCACUGCAGGGCCUCGAAACGGACGAAAUCAAAUGGGCAAAGUGGCCGGGCUAUUAGUAAAAUCAGGAACACGGAACACCGGAACAGCAUCAUUCCGGAAUACGGAACACCAGAACACCAAAAAUUCUUAAUUUGUUAAAAAUUCGAGGAAAAAAAUUACCGGGGGUUGUAAAAUUCAGUUGCAGGGAAAAUUAUUCCGUAAAAGUAAAACAUGCCUUUAAAAUAGUCUGACUUGCCGAUUGCUUCUAAUUACGAUUUGAAAUCAGUCUCAAAGUAAUAAAUAUUCGGCCCAAAAAGAUGAAAUCAAACCUAAGCAACUUGAUUGCAUGUUUCUCGCACACAAAACAUAAGCAGUGAUGGAAGGAAAACCUUUUUAUAGCUAUUUGAACUGCUAAGACUUCGUACUUAUACUACCAAAUUCGCGUGAAACCUGUGAACGGCUCCCUCUUCAACACUCCAAUAGAAAUGGCGACUACGUACUGACUAUUGGACCAGGUCUAUUGCCUCACAUUAUGUUGCGGCAGUGGCGUGCUGGCAGGGGGGGGGGAGCUGGCAAUUCUUGGGGGGCGCAAAAAUGUAAAGGGGGUGCCGAUCCCGCGCCGAAUUUUGAAAGUGGGUGGGAAGAAACGCAUUCGAAAAAAUAUAGUUACUUCCGCCAAGAAAAGAUGUGUUUAUACGCUUAUAAACAGACUAAGCGCAUAGGCGAGAAAGUGAUAUAUUAAAUUACAGACUAUUUUGUCUAACCGUAUUUGCUAAUUUGCUACCUCACGGCUCACACGAAAUCGUUCAUAUAGAAACAUGACAUAAUCAGUGAUCACACGCAAUGUCUCAUUACCGGAAUAUUGAUCAGGUUUCGAAGCGAUCACGGGAAUUAUGCCCUUUUUUGCUGGUGUUAUACCCUUAUAUUAUGCCCUUUAUUAUGCUUCACGAAUCACGAGAGCGGCGAAAAUUAGAUAGUUGAAGUUAUGAUAAUGUAAAGUUGUGUACGCAAUUUAGUUGUUUGCGCAAGAAACAUCAUGAGUAAUGUAAGUAAUGAAAUAAUGAUGAAACGGGCCCUUUUGGCAGCCAGGCAAGGAAACCUUAAAAUGCAUAUGCGUGGGUUCUGUGUGUUAUUGUAUAAAAGAGCUGUAAGUUGUAAAUGUAUUCAGAUCAGUAGAGAAUAGAAUUGGGAUUAGAUUAAUUGCUGGAGGUAGUUAACAUAUUGCCUAAUUUAAGUACUACUACUAAACUCUAACCAAAUUGCAAAUUUGACACGUUAUAAAUCGACACGUUAUAAUGCCGUUUCCUAACCAUUAGAUUUCCGUCAAAUCUUCCCCCAAAAUCCAGGAAAUGGCAUUUCAGAGACUCUAAAUUCAAAAAUUUUCCUGGUGCGCAUGUCCCCGGACACCCCUAGACAAACCUCACACCUGCAGCGCUCGGCUCGUGCCUUCGGCCCUCGUUUACCAAGCGUCACAUUAUAGGGCGCAUAUUGGUUGCCAGCCCACUGCCCCCCCCCCAGAAAAAUAGUACCCAGCACGCCACUGUGUUGCAUGCGGAAUAUACUAUUUUGCGAAAUAUGUUACAUAUGCCUCGGUUUGAACGCGGUUACGUUUAAAAGAGAAAUGAGUGCGCGGUUUGCGGUUAAAAUUUGAAAAACAGCGCGGUUUUCGGAUAUGCGUACCCCCUAUAAUAGGCCCCCCACAUGCCUAGUUACCACUGUUCUGAUAAUGUAAGCAUAGAAUGGAACAAAGAUAACCAAGUUUUUUUUAAUUAUAUGUGAGUGAAUUGAUAACUCGCAUGCUUAUAGUUACCAUUGUUCUGAUAAUGUAAGCAUAGAAUGGAACAAAGGUAACCAAGUAUUUAAAUUAUAUAUGUGAGUGAAUUGAUAACUCACAUGCCUAGUUACCACUGUUCUGAUAAAUAUUAUGUAAGCAAAGAAUGAAACAAAGGUAUCGCCCCAUGUAAGGGAAUCCAGAAUCCGACUCUUAAUAGCUUUGCAAUCCAGAAUUCAGACAUCCAGAAUCCAAACAUCGGAGGAUCCUUAUCAUGGUCCAAUUUUCCGAAAUCCAGAAUCCACAACCGAUCUGGAAUCCGGAAUCCAAGGAGUGUGGAAUCCGGAAUCCAAGGAGUGGAAUCCGGAAUCCAAGGAGUGGAAUCCGGAAUCCAAGGAGUGGAAUCUGGAAUCCAAGCAUAUGGUGUGCAUGUUAGCUGAUUAGGUCUUACAAAAGGGUUUACAUCCGCAUAUGCAGAGAUCUUAUUCGAUUAGUUGGCUAACUAGGUCUCCAUGAUUACAGCUGCAAGCCAUGCUUGGCUAUGGUUCCUUGGACUCCCCCACUGCAUGACAAAUCACAGAUCACUGAUGAACGCCAAGCAAAAAAAGUAUGUAAUGAUAACAUGUUAUAACUUGUGUUGGUAACAUUUUGGAUACAAUAAGUUAUUAAAGUUAUUUUCUGUAUUAUUUUCUUCAUAACCAGGUGGGAAAGAAGAGUUCCACACAGGAAGAAAAUGAAAUGGAGGAUGACAACUUCAUAUCAUAGAUGACAAUAGCCACAUUUAUAUUAGAGAUUGAUCAUCUGUCAAGAAGAAUCUUGUGUCAGAAUGAGCAUCCUGUUCUUCCAUCUAAAGAUGUACUAUCCAGAUGAACUAGCUAGAAUAACAUGAUCUACAUGUAUACUGGCAAUAGUUCUGGGAACAAAUCUUGCCUAGUAUAUUGUCUAAUGCCAUAUUUAUACAUGCAGCAUGCCAAACUACACAUUCGAUAGUUGCAGUUGAUUUCACAUGUUGCAAACUUUGUUCCAAAGUUUGUUGCGAAGUUCAGAAGUUUAUAAUCAUAUUCACAAGCCAUUUGUAAACAAUGCAUUUGAUUGGCUUCUUUUAGUUCAGGGGCCAAUCACUCGGCAAUCAGAGGCAUUGUUUACAAUCCAGUUUACAAUAAUAAUAAUAAUAAUAAUGAAUUUCAAUAUUUCAAUAUGAACUUUUGAAUGUCACAACAAAGUUCACAACAUUUAGGGAAAAGUUAUGUGAAAUCAACUGUAAUCUUACUGGAUAGUUCAUCUUUCUGAAUGUUCAGUGUUCACCAUGUUUCUACAAUACCAGAAACGUUCAUCGAACGGAUUAUCUUUUUCUCUAAUAUAAAUCGAGCCCAUAGAAUGAAGGUAUGAAAGCUAAAGCAUUUCAAAUUAAGUACGCAUAUAGUCGCUUGCAGCAUAGUUAAUAUAUAGCCAGUCACUGGGAUAAAAACACACAAACUCUAAUGUAUUUAAAAAGAUGGCGACAAUAGUGCAUCUAUUGCACUGGUCAUCUCAACACAGUUCCCACAAUCCAAGAGGAAACAAUAUUUUAUAAUUAACUACAAUCUGAGUUGGUGUCCUCUGAAAACUGCCUUUAAGUUAAUUAAAGUUUAGCAUUAAUAUAGUAAUGUCUCCUAGUUUCUUAACUGGCAAAACUGUCCGUAUAGUUUAGUGUAAUAGUGUCUCUUUUGUUGUCCGAACAAAAUUGUUUCUAAAGUUUAUUAAACAAUCUGGAAAGACAGAGAAUCAACAAUAUGGACAUGCCAAUCAUGUUGCCUUGCGGCCUGCCUUAAGAGCCCGAAGCCGACUAGCCAAACGUUCGGUGCUGCUUUUCUCAGUUUCCGAAGUAGUCUCAUCCCUGAACACACUUCCCUUCGAGGCCUCAAAUGCAGAGUCACUACUGACUGACGUCCCCCCAUGUGACCGGCCACUUUCACUCUGCGCAUAACUAGUACUUGGUGUAACAUUCUCUAAAGACCCACGUUGGGUCCCUUGUUUUGUCAUCUUUUUCAAUACUUGUACCAACGCAUUUGGCGAGACAUUAAUCUGAAUUAAGUCCAAAAGUAUUUGAAAUACAUCGGGGUCCAAUGUUACACCGCUCAGGUUACACAGCUCGUACAGUUCUUGUUCAACAUGGAAAUUGCCUCUCGGUUUUAGCCGUUCAGCGCCUCGGGAAACGUUUACACGAUAAAGGUCUGUUGUUGAUUGAGAUUGGGACAUCUUGGUGGAUUAAAUGUGAGCGAGGUAAAAUUUUAGGUGUCUUUUCAAGCGUUGAAUUGUACAAUAAUUGUUAAAUAACUUUAACUUUUCAUUUCGGCCGCCAUUUUGUUUUGUGACGUGUGAUAAAGUUGGAUAUCUGGGGCAAAUAAGGGUAAAAAUUGGAUCAUGUUUAGCAUUUUCAUGGGCAGUAUAGGGUUUUAAGGGGACCGUUUGACGGAAGAGAUUAUUUCGCUGGCCAGAGUGACAAAACGCAACAAAGCAACGAUUCUACUGACAGGGGGGCCCUGACACUAACCCUACUCCAAACACCAACUCAUAAACCCUAACCUAACCCUACUCCAAAUUUGUUUCUAAACCAAUCUUAAAGAAAAAAGUUUUGACGAAAAAUUAAUAUCCCACGGGAGUUCCACGGUCUGUUUACAACGGGAAACUACAGUAGUACAGACUUUUACGUCUUGGAAAACGUCUGUAAAUGCAUGAAAACGAGGCUCUAUUAGGCUCUAUAGCUCUAUUAGGCUCUAUGCUCAGACUGACAAUUUUGCUCAGUUUGAGACAACAUAUUUUUUUCCGAAAUGUUUUUUUUAGAAAACUUUGACAUUGCUAGGAAACCAUGCUUCUUCGUUUUCCCCACCCUCUGGAAACAUAGCUGGGUCCUAGGAAACAAUUUUUUUAUUUACCUCUAAAAGUUUCGCCUCCGUGUGAUAGUAUAAUUUUAAUUUCUUUUCGUUUUUAAUAACACAGAAGGUUUAAUUAAUAAAAUAUUGAAAAACAUUUAGUAUAAUGUUAUAUAAACUUAUAGAAUUAAAAAUG